This is a messenger RNA of Suillus discolor, 687 nucleotides long. RefSeq lists its product as uncharacterized. The coding region runs from base 1 to 687 and encodes 228 amino acids. The record is from RefSeq and is a predicted model, not a curated record. NCBI's taxonomy places the organism in Eukaryota, Fungi, Basidiomycota, Agaricomycetes, Boletales, Suillaceae. The transcript has 4 exons.
AUGUCCUCCGAGUCUACUACUUAUUGUGGUGACCGAGCCUUGGCAGCACCAACUGUAGCUGUUCAACCCCUGUUGUCUGGCCCACUCAAUGCCGCAACACCUGCUUCUCCCUCCCAAUCCAAAAAAGUUCAUGUAUCCGAAUCUGCGAUCCCCCUACCUGUUGGCAAGGCUGUACAAAGCAUUUCAAGGUCAACCAGAACUCCCAGAGCUAUUGGUGCUCUUCCAAAACAUAUACCUCCUAAGGUUGGAGGGCUCAUGCAACACUUGAUCAUACCAAAUAUAUCAGAGUCAUGCCAUAGCAUUGCUGCCUACAUGUCUGCCUUCCAGCCAAGCAAAGAUUGUGAUGAUAGCGACACUAAUACUACUGGCGAUGAAUCUACAGACUCUACUGAAGAAGCUAGAGCCAGGCUUGUUUUGGAAGCCUCCAGAGCACAGCGAGAUGUUCGUCUCGCAGAAAAAAGACUUGCAGAUUCCAUCAUCAAGGAGAAUGAUGCACUUGGCAGGCUAUACAAGUUCCAAGCAGGAGAAGUGCAGAAACAGCUCCUGGAUGCUAAUGUCAGCAUUGGUUACACCCGCCAUUCCAUCUGUAAAAGUGAUGAACCAUCAGUAGCCAGCACAGCAAUGCUAAAUUCUUCAAUGUUUGAAUCCGAGCCCACUUAUGACUCGGAGGCAGCUGUAGAUAUUUGA